Molecule: messenger RNA, 1065 nt
Organism: Salmo salar (Atlantic salmon)
Lineage: Eukaryota; Metazoa; Chordata; Actinopteri; Salmoniformes; Salmonidae
Product: ATPase, Cu++ transporting, alpha polypeptide
Molecular function (GO): copper ion binding
Source: RefSeq, marked provisional
CAGACUAAGGACUUACAAUGACGCUGAAGGUCAAGCUGAGCUCAGUUUGCCUGGGUGUAGAGGGGAUGACCUGUGCUUCCUGUGUUCAGUCUAUUGAGCAGCGCAUUGGGGGUCUUCCUGGAGUCGUACACAUCAAGGUGUCUCUGGAGCUGAAGAAUGCCAGCAUCAUCUUCGACCACAGUCAUCACACCCCAGAGUCCCUGGCGGAGGCCGUGGAGGACAUGGGGUUUGACUCCAUCCUCUCAGACACUACCACAGCCUCCGUGGUCCUCACGGAGACCCAGCUGGUCCCCAUCCCAGCCCUUCUCACCCCUGAAGCCCAACAGGAGGCUCUGACGAGGCUAGCUCAGCUCCAGGCGGUCCUGGAGGUCCAGGAGAACAAGGACCAGAGGGGGGUGUCCGUUACCUUCAUCCCUUCCCUGAUCAGUGUAGUGCAGCUGGGGGAGGUGGUUAGUAGCAUGGCCCCCCUCCUGGAGGUCCCUACAUCCAAUAGCCCUACAGAGGAAACUCUUGUCCCAGCUCCUGCCACAGUGUCAGCCCCGGCCACAUCCUCACAGCCUCAGCUGGUGAAGAUGCGGAUCGAGGGCAUGGUCUGUCUGUCCUGCACCACCACCAUCGAAGGGAAGAUUGGCAAGCUCAAAGGAGUUGAGAAAAUCAAAGGUUACUUUGUAAUUGCGUAGUAGUCAGCCGUUUUACACUGAAGGCCAUUAUCAUUUGAUCGUGACUCAAUGAGUUCUGAUCAAGUGUAGUGCUGAUCUUGCUAAAGGUUCAAUGCAGCCAUUUCAAUAUCAAAUCAUUUCUUGGUAACAAUGAAGUACUUUACUUUGAUUGUUUUCAAUUAAAAUGGUCAAAAAGAAACAGAAAUAGCUUCUUAGCAAAGAGCAAUUUCUCAAGCAAGAAUUUAGCUAGGAUUGUCUGGGAGUGGUCUGAGUGGGGAGAGGAAAACUAGCUGUUAUUGGCAGAGAUGUUGAACUCUCUUAUUAGUCUUUUAACUACACUGAACAAAAAUAUAAACUCAACAUGUAAAGUUGUUUCAUGAGUUGAAAUAAAAGAGAAGCUGGGGAC